This is a messenger RNA of Anopheles aquasalis, 1715 nucleotides long. RefSeq names its product nephrocan-like. Gene Ontology annotation, molecular function: protein binding. The record is from RefSeq and is a predicted model, not a curated record. Lineage: Eukaryota; Metazoa; Arthropoda; Insecta; Diptera; Culicidae.
UGCGACUCGCAGUUUUGAUCGGUGAACGGUACACUGCUGGGCCACAAGCUGUGCUAGAUGCUGGAGGACAGAAUGUUGUUGAGAACGUGUUUUGUGCUAUUUUGCAUAGUGAGUGCUUCGCGAGGUCAGCAUACGAUACGCUUCGCGUGUAACGCGCCCGGCAGUGGCAGCUGUACGCUGAGCGUUACUGUUACGGGAUCACCACAAGAUCGUGCAGCUGCUUCGAGCACGAAGCCAGGCGAACCACCGAUCAGCUCGAUCGUGCUCCCUGCGAAGGUUAGCAUCCUUGAUUUGGCCAAUCGACGGUUGAAACAACUGCCAGCGAAUGCCUUCCAUCAGCUGCUACCUCUGGAGCAGCUUCUGCUCCAAGGCAACGAGCUGCAACAGUUCGAUGGAGCCACGAUAGCUCCGACUGCCUCGCUUAAGCUGUUGAAUGUCUCCGCAAAUGGUGCGCUGUCGGAGGUGCGCUGGGAACCGCUGAGCAACCUGCGUACCCUUGAAACCGUAGACAUCAGUGGCAAUCGUCUCGAGAGUCUCUUCGUUACCCGGACGAUGAAAGUGCUUCGAGGAUCAGCGAAUCGUGCCACAACAAUCGAGACCGAUCCCAGUAACUUUCUGUUCGCGCUGGAACGGGCCGAGCUAGCAGGGAAUGCGUUCCGCGAUCUGGCCGGUUUGGGUCGUUUCGCAAAACUCUCGCACCUCGAUCUCUCCAACAAUCGUCUCGAGACGGUUGACUUCGGGACAUUCCGGCAUAUGCGCUCGUUGACGGAGUUGGUGUUGCGUUCGAAUCGAUUGUUUACGGUAACGACCAGUCCGGGGCCUUCGAUUGAUCACCCUCUGCUCGAUGUGGUUGACCUGUCCGGUAACUAUCUCACAGCGCUGCCUUCCGCGAACGUGACAGGCAUCGCAUCCGUCCAGCGGCUCCAUCUAGAGGGUAACGGGCUAGUGCUGGUGGAGUUGCACGAGCAGCUACUCAACUGGCCGCGCCUUAAAUCGAUCACGCUGGCCAAUAACGAUUGGACGUGUGAGAUGGCCGAGUGGCUCCAAGCGGCACUGGCCAAGCGUCCAACGAUUGCUAUCGCUGGUGAUGCCGCCGAACCAGCAAAGUGUACCCAUCCGGAACAGGUACACCGAGGGAAGCUGUGUUGUCGGAUUGCCGGAAGCCAGCCAUAUCUGGACCGAUUCAUCCGCACCAGACAGGAGUUGCAGUUGGGCAAACUCGAGGCACUGGAGGAGGUAGGACAUAGCGCAGGGCCGGGAGUGACAGUGACCGGUCUUGCCACAGCGCAACCGGACGCACUGAAGGAAGCGAUGCGCCGUGCGUUGCUCGUCAUCAACAAGCUACGGUUGGAGAAGAAGGAACUGGAAACCACCAAUCAGCAGCUGAUGAGAACGGUCGAGGAGGAACGUACCAAGAACCGACAGCUCGAGACGGCGGCCAGCAGCAUUACGAAGCGGCCAACAGACAAGAUUGAUAAAGACGUCACUAGCAACGCUAAUGAGCUACAGGUGGCCUUGGAGAGGGCCAAGACUGAGGUACAAGGACUGAAAGCUCAGUUGGCUCGGUGUACCUCGACUGUUCACUCGCGCACCGGCCAAACAGUGAUCGUACAGUAGCGAGAAUAUGAAUAAAAAGGCAUCCGGUAUCGAUUUCUAAAACAGACGGUGUAGUUCUUAGUGUCCCGCUUAACCCAAGUCCAUUAGGCAGUCCGGGC